This is a messenger RNA of Exophiala oligosperma, 3536 nucleotides long. RefSeq lists its product as uncharacterized. The transcript has 2 exons. Gene Ontology annotation, cellular component: membrane. Gene Ontology annotation, biological process: transmembrane transport; metal ion transport. The record is from RefSeq and is a predicted model, not a curated record. The coding region runs from base 401 to 3175 and encodes 924 amino acids. NCBI's taxonomy places the organism in Eukaryota, Fungi, Ascomycota, Eurotiomycetes, Chaetothyriales, Herpotrichiellaceae. Gene Ontology annotation, molecular function: metal ion transmembrane transporter activity.
CAUACUUCCUACUAUAUCCUUCAUCUGCUCUUGUCGAGGCGGUGAGUUCUUCCAAGCUAACGGACUCAAUCUCAUCGUGAAAUUCACACACAGAGCAUCCUGCUUUCGCUUCUCACUUUGUGCUAGCUUCUGUCUCGGCGAAUGAUCCGUGGUUGACCUUCUUAUUCGAUCAGCGCGAUACAACCUGGUGGAGGUCCUCCCUCCACGAUCGACACAGUGCUGCUCGUAUGCACACCUACUAGAACCCACCUCUGCAGUCACCCUUUGCAACACUCGGAUGAGGCUCUGAAUAAUUACGGACUACAGCAGUGCGCGGGGCUGGAAACUAGGACGACUCCAUUAGUGGCUUCGCCUGCAUCAUGCGGUGUCGUUCCCAAACCACGCUUCACUCCGCUAUAAGAUGGCCCUGAUGGACUCUCCUGUGGAUUCAAAUCCUCCCUCGCCUCAUUUCCUCCAUGACACCUUUUCUCAACAGGCCGUGCCAACUAUGGUUCUAGAGGCUGACACAAUUCGGCUUCUUAUUCAACAGCUCGAGGCUGACAGAAGGGCGUAUUUGUCGACAUUCGAGAAAUUUCAUGAGACUCUGGAACAGGCACUCAAUGGCCGAUCUGCCAAAGAGGAUACGCUGUCAGAGACCACACUUCUGGGUUCCAGCUCAAAGCCUUUAGUGGCGUCUCCGAAGAUACUGCCUUUGUCGGGCUCUGGGCGAGGCAUAGAGUCACCGACGAUACCGCAAGCCCUGACCAAAGGUCAUCGGGCUGCCACUUAUAUCUUGGAACAUAAUCAAGCUCAUCACGCCAAAGACUCCAUUUUCACGGGAGAUUUGACUUCAGACAGCGAAGACGAUGAAUCGCUCUUCGCACAGGAACUCCUCCCAACGACCGAGUAUUCGGAGAUUGACUUGAUCGACCAUCUGAAGAGUCAUAACUGGGAUAUUUACAGCAAAUAUAUCCUUCAAGAUCUCCUUCGGAACUUGAGUCUCUUGGAAAACGGGAUAUUUUUGAAGGAUCGGCAUCACCAGAUCGACGCAAAUCAUCAGCACGCGGAUAUUUAUCAUGUAUCUACGGAUGGGGCUCCUUUGCGGUAUAGCAGGGGUGAUUCAGAAGAAGGUCCGCUGGCAGUCUGGGAGGCUCUUCGAGCCACAAACUCUGACCCCCAAAGGCACCAGGCAGUUGGUCGGAUCAUCAUUGUCCGGGAGCCUCCUUCCAGUUUGUUUGCCGCGCUACACCUGACAAUGCGAGACUAUUUCGACAUGGACAGCAUAUAUCGCAUGUUGAUCGAUGACACGACACCGACAAAAGCCAUUACCAAAGGGUAUCUGGAGAAGGACCACCGGCGGCAACGCUCAGUCGUCUUCGUUUUCAAAUAUCAUACCAUUAUUGGGGAUGGUAGAUCACCUCUUCCGUGGCAGAAUCACGAUGAUAGUAUCAAGGAAAGUUCAGAUGACCACAUUCCGUUGUCUACCUGCUCGUCCGUGGUGGCACUAUCGUUAGCUGGCAAGUCGAGUCACACUUUGAGGCGCAACUCUCGGAAGAGGAAGUCCAUUGUUGGUCAUGUGUACGAUCCGUUUGCGCCCUGGCACGUUUUGUCAAUACAGUGUUUUCCGGACUGGAGAUCCAGUGUCGACAUCCAUGAAACCAAUUAUCACUAUGUCAAUGGGCCAGACGCGUUCCUUUCAUCUCUAAUGGUGGAAUACAGAGAUGCCGUCAAGAGGUUCAGGGAGGUGUUCGCGAGCAUACAACAACUAGCGACACCUCCCAAUAGAUCCAUCUUUGACAGAGGCUUGCGGGACGAACUCCUAUUUGAGAAUGAUAAAUACACAUAUUCGCGACGAUAUUUCUGGGCCUCGCAGACGCUUGGAUUACUGAGUAACGAGAUCAAGGCAAUGAUCGCGGCUUACCGGGAGACAUUUACCGACGAAUUUUGGUCCGGUGAGCACAAAACAUUGUUUCCAGGCACGAAGGAUCAGUCUCCCAAGUAUCACAACUGGAGGAAGAAGCUCCUACAUACACGAAGACAGUUCGAGAAGGAGAUCGUCCGUCUAGAGGAGGUGCUGAGAAUGUUCCAACAGCAACAAAAGGAAAUUCGCAACCUGAGGGAGUGGCUGUUCAGUGGUACCUCGGUCCUGGAAAGCAGGGAAGCUGUCAACAUGGCCAAGAUCACUGUCGAGCAGGGCUACAACAUCCGACUCUUGACAUUGGUUACACUUUUCUACCUUCCUUUGACCUUUGUGACCUCAAUAUUCGGAAUGACCAACAUGCCAGUUGAUGAUAAUUAUGUCCCUUUCGCCAUGACCGUGGUGGGGAUUUGUAUCCCUACUUACUUACUAAUUCUGGUGGUCAACAAUCCCGACAAUAGCAGAAAAAUGGUCGAAUGCAUCAGUCUGGCUUUCAUCAAACUCGUAUCGUUCGCCGCCCCGAAGAGGUCUGAAAACCUGAAGAACAAAAUCAUCGCACAAAGACCGACGUCUGCCGACGCGAAGGAGGCGUCCAACCAGGGACCGGCCCCUCAUGCCAGUCUGGAGGCGAGGUUGUCUCGGGACCUGAACUCGGAGACGUCGGUUCGGGGCUCGCAAGGCUUUCUCCUGGCCAACACACGGCGCAUGUCACGGAGUGUCUUCAACCACCUCCCCGGCAUCGCGAGACACGCCUCGCAGUUCUCGGGGACGGACCAGAGUCUGUCCACUUUAGGUGCUUGGCCUGAAGAUGCCGCCGCCCAGCAGGUGGCGGCGGCCUCGAGGAACCGGAAACGAUCGAGCACGAUCAAGUUCGAAGAGCCUCAGUACAUGCCGACCAACGUGAAAAUCACCGAAGCGGAAGAGAAGGAGCCCGAGUACGAGAAGGAGGGACUGGGACCGUCGAGGCAGCUCACGGGCGAUUCUCAAGGCACCCUGUUUCUCUCUCCCAACGUUGUCGUCGAGUCGAGGCACUUCGGAGGUGAGGAGUCCCCCGGGCUGAGUCCAUCUCGCCCGAAUUUGAGCGAAGCACGCCCUCCACUCUCGGUCACACCGGUUCCUCGUGCCAGGACCACCAGGGGACGAAGUUUCAGCCCCGGCAGCCCCGGCACUUCUGACGGUCGUUCGUUGUUGAGGAGACUGAGUGAGCGUCUGUCGACGCUGCCACCCAGGUCUUUUUCGAACGACGAAGGAAACAAACCUUCCGGAGAGUCCGUUUGAGGGGACGAUGUGCCGAGUAUCCAGUGUAUAUUGUUCGACUUUUGUCUUGUUUUUAUCUCUCUGUUUUUCCACCGAUGGAGGCAUCCUCGGUUGGCUAAGCCGUCGGUAGAUCUUGGAAGGGACGUCAAAAAAAAGGCAACCAGCCAUUUGGUAUGUCAUGCCAGAUUUUCACGAAGCUCGCGAGAGCGACUACUACAAUGAAGCGACACGAAGAAUGACCAUUACAUGACGCGUAUGAUGCAAUGAUUUGGAAAAAUGUGGUCGAGAACGAAGGACGAAAGGGCUAUUGAGUGCUCUGUACAGAACUCGGUGGUCAUGGAGAUGCACAAACAAAAGAAAAAGACAGAAAAAUGAAGUGUGU